Molecule: messenger RNA, 1326 nt
Organism: Cuscuta epithymum
Lineage: Eukaryota; Viridiplantae; Streptophyta; Magnoliopsida; Solanales; Convolvulaceae
Source: the annotation of a GenBank genome assembly
UCUGUGUACGGAGGGGUUAAGGACCCAUCACAUGCUUCAUAUAAGAAAGGAAGACGUAAGAAAAGGCGUAAGAAGAAGGCACGCCAGUCGCCUGAGCCAACCCUACUGUUUGAAGCGAUAAUUCCAUUGAUCCAGAGAUAAUUCCAGACAAGGAGUUUGGGAGCAGGAGAAGUAGCUAACCGCACGCCCCACGACCGCACCCGUUUUCUGUGACCGCACAGCACUCAGUAUUACAUGGAGGACACUGGAUUCCAAGCACAUCUAAGAGGAGUGGUAUGGGUAAUCAAAAUUUUAAAAUAAUUUCAACGUCAACCACCCGAAUCCAGCAUAGGUACGGGUUUUUCAGUAGACAAAUUAGGCCAUGUUAUGACAUGUGCUCAUUUGUUUAGUAAACAGGCUAGUACACAGCAUAUUUUGUUGCGUAAAAUAAACGAAAAUGGGUUGUGGCAUGAAGGUGUAAUUGUGUAUCAAAAACCGAGUCUAGAGCUAGUUUUGCUAAAAGUGCAAGGCAUAGAAAAUUGUGAUUCCGUAAACUUUUGUGCUGAUGGAUCUAUAUCUGCUGGGGAGCCUCUUUUCCACAUGGGAAAUCCACAGAACUUUGUCGGCACAUUCGCUACCGGUCACUGCCUUUUUCCGUGCAAGAAUGUUGUUGUCCCCAGUGUUAGACUUACUUGUGCUGAGUAUGAAUCACAAGCAUUAGCCCGAACACCGGAGUAUAGGAUCAUGGGAGACAUAUGGAAUAUGGAAAGCUUCCCUUCAGGAAAAAAAUUUGCUUAUGAAAAAGAGUUGAACCCAUUAAUUCCAAUCAUUCAGAUGAGUGGACUGGUUGGGGGAGGGGGUAGCUCAGGAGGCCCGGUUUUCAACACGAACCAAGAGCUUGUUGGCAUGUUGGUGAUGGGGGCAGAUGGCUUCGAAAUUGCCAUUCAUGUUUCUAUGCUAAAGCAGUUCUUGAAAGAUGCCGCUGAAAACAGUAAGAUAGGCCACGAUGAUGAAGCUGGUAGCUCCAAGAAACCCAAAACAGGUAGCUCCAAGAAACUACAAAGAUGGGGGCACAACAUUUAAAGGUAUUGAGAGUCGGCGGAUUGAUGUUGAAACUUGAAAGACAAGGAAGCUUUUGGAUAAAAAAAAUGGAACCUUGUGUGGUUAAUUUAGAUUUUAGAGCAAAUUGUUAUUUUAAACUUGAAAGUAUUAAUAUGUAGUAGUCUAAGUUUUAUGUUCUGUCAAAAGAUUCAGUAGUAUUAUUACUUGAUCGACUGAUAGUGUAUUCCUUUGUUCAUUAUGUUUGAUCGACUGAUCGACUGAUGUGAACAACAAAGUUCACAGUUC